AUGCUAAAAGAUCAAUACUCAAGAACAAAAAUAAUAACUAAACCCCCGCACCAUCACCCCUACACCAUCACCCCUACACUAUCACCCCCACACCAUCACCCCCACACCAUCACCCCUACACCAUCACCCCCUACACCAUCACCCCCACACCAUCACCCCACACCAUCACCCACACACCAUCACCCCUACACCAUCACCCCCACACCAUCACCCCCACACCAUCACCCCCACACCAUCACCCCCACACCAUCACCCCCACACCAUCACCCCCACACCAUCACCCACACACCAUCACCCCACACCAUCACCCACACACCAUCACCCCAUCAAAAUCACCCCCACACCAUCACCCCAAAACAAUCACCACUACACCAUCACCCCAAACAACACAAAGACAACAGCACCCCAAACAAGCACCACGACACAGCACCCGACACCAGACGCACAGCAGCACCCCCACACCAGCACCCCCACCAAACACCCAGCAAAAGCACCCAACACCAGCAAACCCACAACCAGCACCCCACACCAGCAACCCAAACCAGCACCCCCCACACCAGCACCCACAACCAGCACCCCAGCAAAAAGCACCCCCACACCAGGCACCCACAAAACCAGAAACCCCCACACCCAGCACCCACACACCAGCACCCACACACCAGCAACCCCCCACAAACCCGCAACCCACACCCCCAAACACCCACACACCCGCACCCACACACCAGCACCCCGACACCAGCACCCCCAAAACCAGCACCCCCACACCAGCAACCACAAAACCAGCACCCCACCCACCACCACCCCCACACAAGCCCCUACACCAUCACCCCCACACCAUCACCCACACACCAUCACCCACACACCAUCACCCCACACCAUCACCCACAAACCAUCACCCCCACACCAUCACCCCCACACCAUCACCCCCACACCAGCACCCCAGAAAAGCAACCCCAACCCCACACACCACACACCAGCACCCCAGACCAGCACCGGAGACAGCCGCCCACACCAGCACCCCAACCAGCACCCGACACCAGCACCCACAGACCCGCACCCGACACCAGCACCCCAGACCGCACCCCACCCCCAGCACGCCCAGACCAGCACCACCACACCAGCACCCCACACCAGCACCCGACCCCCAGCACCCCAACACCAGCAGCCCCACACCAGCACAAGCACACCAGCACUACCCGACAAGCAGGACCCCCGACAACAGCACCCCCCAGACCAGCACCCCACACCAGGACCCCGACACCAGCCACCCCCACACCAGCACCCCCCACACCCAGCACCCCCCACACCAGCACCCCCCACACCAGGACCCCCGACACCAGCACCCCACACCAGCACCCCGACCACCAGCACCCCCACACCAGCACCCACACCCCAGGGCCCCGCACCAGCACCCCCACGCCAGCACCCCGACACCAGCACCACCACACCAGCACCCCGACACCGGCAGCCGACACCAGCAGCCCGACACCAGCACCCAGACACCAGCAACCCCCACACCAGCACCACCACACCACACCACCACACAGCACCCCCACACCAGGCACCCCCACACCAGAACCCCGACUACUGAGCACCCCCACACCAGCACCCCGACACAAGCACCCCGUACACCAGCACCCCCACCCCAGCAACCCGUACACAAGGACCCCAGACACCAGCACCCCGGACACCAGCACGCCACACCCGGACCCCACACCAGCACCCGACACCCCGCCCCCAACACCAGCCCCCGACACCCGCACCCACACCGCACCCCCACACCAGGGAACCCAACACACCACCCCCAACCAGCCCCACAACCAGCACCCCAACACCAGCACCCCAACCAGCACCCGACACCAGCAGCCACAAAGGCCCGACACCCGCACCACGACAACAGCACCCGACACCACACGGGAGACACGAGACCCCGACACCCAACCCACACAAGCACCCGACACAGCACCCCACAGAGCACCCGACACCAGCACCCCACAACACCCACACACCACACCCCAACACCAAACCCCACACCCACCCAACACACCAGCACCCCACCCCCAGCUACCCCGACACCACACCACCACACCAGCACCCCGACACAGCACCCCCGACACCAGCCCCCCACACCAGCACCCCGACACCAGCACCCCCACCCAUCACCACACACCAGCACCCCGGGCCACCAGCACGCCGACACCAGGACCCGACACCAGCACCCCGAACACCAGCACCCGACACAGCACCCCCACACCCCACCCGAACACCACACCCCGACAGAGCACCCGACACCACACCCCACACAGCAACCCAAACACCAACCCAAACACCAGCACCCAAAACAAACCCGACCCCGACACCAGCACCCGACAAACCCGCACCACCACACCACACCCCACACCAGCAAACCCGAACGAGCACCCCCACACCACACCCACACAAAGCACCCCGACACCACACCCCAAACCACCCCCACACCAACACCCCCACACCAACACACCCACAGAUCAACACCACACCCCCACACCAUCACCCGACACCAGCACCCCACACCAGCACCCCACACAAACACGAGACACCAGCACCCCCAAACACCCCACACCAGACCCGACACAGCACCCCACAACAGACCCAACACCAGCAAAAAGAAACCACACCCGACACCAGCACCCCAACACAAGCACCCCAAAACCAGCACCACAACACACAACCCGACACAUUCACCCUACACCAACCCACACCACAACCCCCACACCAGCACCCACGACACCACACCCCCACACCACGCCCCGACACCAUCACCCCCACACCACACCCCACACCCGCAGGAGACACCAGCACGCCCACACCAGCACCCCACACCCGGGACGAGACAAUCACCCCCACACCAUCACCCCCACACCAUCACCCACACACCAUCACCCCACACCAACACACCACACACCAUCACCCCUACACCAUCACCCCCACACCAUCACCCCCACACCAUCACCCCCACACACAAGCACCCCACGAACACCAGCACGCACACACCAGCAACCAGACACCAGACCCCCCACACCACACCCACACACCAGCAACCCACACACCAGCACGCUUUCACCGACCGACACCACACCCGACACCAGCACCCGACACCAGCACGCCCACCAGCACCCCCAAGACCCACAGGGACCCGACACCAUCACCCCCACACCAGCACGCACACACCAGCACCCACACCCACACCACACAAACACACACCAGCACCCCGACACCAGCACCCCACACCCCACAACGGCCCGACACCACGCACCCCCAACCAGCACCCCCCCACACCAUCACCCCACACCAUCACCCCAACACCAUCACCCCCACACCAACACCCCCACAAACCCGCACCCCACACCAACGCAUCACCCAUCACCCCAAAACCAGCCACCCACACCAGCACCCCCACACCAGCACCCCACACAGCACGAGGACACAGCCCCAACCAGCACCCCCACCAGCACCCGACAGCCAGGCACCCCCACACCAUCACCCCACCCCACCCCCCCACCCCCACCCCCCAACCCCACACCAUCACCCCACACCAUCACCCCCACACCAACACCCACACACCAUCACCCCCAAAACCAUCACCCCACACCAUCACCCCCACACCAUCACCCACACACCAUCACCCCCACACCAUCACCCCCACACCAUCACCCCACACCAACCACCCCACACCAGCACCCCGAACCCGAACGAAACACACCCACAACCCGCACCCCCCAACACAAAACACCCGCACCCCACACACACCCACACACCAGCACCAGACAACCCACCCCCCAACCAUGCACCCCCACACCAGCAACCCCAAACCCCACCCAAAACCCCCCACCCCACAGCACACCACACCCAACACCCAACCACACACCAGCACCCCACACCGAACACCAGCACCACAACACCCGAAACCGAGCACACACCACACAAAAACACCCCGACACCACACCCCAAAACCAGCACCCCACACCAUCACCCCUACACCAUCACCACCACACCAACACCCACACCAGAAACCCCAAACCAGCACCCAACACCCAAGCACCCAAACCAGCACCCAAACCCAAAACCAGCAACCCCACCCGACAACAGACCCCACACCAGGCAACACCACACCCCGCCGCACAAACCAGCACCCCAAAUAAGCACCCCAAACAGCACCCCAACAAGACCCCCAACAAAACCAGCACCCCAACAAAGCCAAAACAAAACCCGCAACACCAAAACCCAAAGCCCCCACCAACCAAAACCCCACACCAGGCACCACACAGAACCACCAGCACCCCACACCAGACCCCACCACACCCCACCGCACCCCCCCCCGCACCACAAACCCGCAAACCAGAAACCCGCCCCCCCACACCUAAACACCCACACACAGCACCCCCACACCAGUCCCCCACAGACCAGCACCCCAGACACCAGCACCCCACACCAGCACCCCCACACCAGCACCCCAACCAGGCAUCCACACCAGCACCCCCACACCAGCACCCCCACACCAGCACACCCAACCAGCACCCCACACCAGCACCCCACAACCCACACACCCCGACAAGCCCCACCGCAGACCCGACACCAGCACCCCCACAACCCCGCACCAGACACCCAACACCCCACACCAGCACCCGACCCCAGACCACCAGCACCCCCCACCAGCACCCCACACCAGAAACCCCCAACCAGCACCCCAACACCAGCACCCCACACCAGCACCCCCAAACCAGCACCCCACACCAGGACCCCGAACCAGCACCCCCACCCAGCACCCCGACACCAGCACCCCAACCAGCACCCCCAAACCAGGGACCCGACACCAAGCAGCCACCCAGCCCCACCACCAGAACAACCCCCAAAAAAGACCCCCAACCCCACCACAAAAGCACCCCAAACAGACCCACACAGCACCCCGAACCACAAACCCCGAAAAGCAAACCAACACCAGGCACCCCAAAGAACCCACCAAGCACCCGACACCAGCCCACACCAGCACCACACCAGCACGAAACCAGCACCACCAACCACCCGAACAGCACCCCACACCAGCACCCCCACCACACAGCACCCCCACACCCACCACCCCCCACACCACACCCACACCACACCCAACCAGCAACCCCAGCACCAGCCACCAGAAACCACAGCCCCCACAAACCCGACCCCGACCCCACACCCCACACCAGGACCCCGAAACCCCCCAGAACAGCCCACACCAGCCCCCCACACCAGCACCCCGACACCCAGGGAAAACCCCACACCAGCACCCCCACACCAGCACCCCACACCAUCACCCCCACACCAUCACCCAAAACCAGCACCCCCGACACCAGCACCCCCACCCAGCACCCCGGAAAAACCAGCACCCACACACCAGCACCCCCACACCAGCACCCGACACCGAGACCAACCCGAGACACCAGCACCCAACACCAGACCACCCCGACCCCCACAGCACCCCCACCACCAGCACCCCACACCAGACCCGACAACACCCCGACACCAGCACCCCGACACCCAAGCACCCACCAGCAAACCCGCAAACCCACAAAACCAGCACCCACACCCGCACCCCAACAAGGACCCCCCCCGACACCAAGCACCACACACACCGCACCCCACACCAAACACCCGACACAGCCCCCCACACACCAGCAACCCCGGGCCCAGAACCCCAACCAGCACCCCCACACCAGCACCCACAAACCCGCAACCCCAACCACACACCCCCACACCAGCACCCCACACCAGCACCCCACACCAGGAAACCCCACACCGCACCCCGACACCAGCACCCCGACACCAGCACAACCCCACACCAGCACCCAACACCAGAACACCCACCGACACAGCACCCGACACCAGCACCCCCACACCAGCACCCACACACCAGCACCAAACACCAGCACCCACACCAGCACCCCAAACCAGCACCCGACACCAGCACCCCGACACCCACAACCACAACCAGGCAACCCGACACAGCAACACACCCCAACACCCUCCCCCACACCAGAAACCCCACACCCGCACCCCACACCAGCACGACACAGCCCGACACCAGCACCCCCACACCAGCACCCCACACCAGCACCCGACACCAGCACCCCCACACCAGCAACCGACACCAGGCACCCCCACACCACACCCCACACCAGCAGCGAACACCAACAACCCCCACACCACACCCCCAGCAGCGGGCACCAGCACCCCCCACCCCCCACCACCAUCACGCCGACACCCGCACGCCCACACCCAGCACCCCACACCAGCCCGACACCACACCCCCAACCACGACACCCCCCACCACCCCCCCACACACCAGCACCCCCAAAAACCACACCCCAAAAACCGACACCCCAGCACCCCUACACCCAGACCCCACACCACACCCCCACACCACACCCCCACACCAUCACCCACACCAGCACCCCACACCACACCCCACACCAGACAACCCAGCACCCCCACACCAGCACCCCCACACCAGAACCACCACACCCCACCCACACCAGCACCCAAAACCAGCACCCGACACCAGGCACCCCACCCCAUCACCCGACCCCAGCACCCAAAACCAAACACCCCACACCACCCCCCCCACACCACCACCCACACACACCACCCACACCACCACCACACCCACACACACCCCACCCACACCAUCACCCCCACACCAUCACCCACACACCAUCACCCCACACCAUCACCCUACACCAGCAACACCCCACAAACACCCACACACCAGCACCACACACCAGCACCCCAACCAAACCCCAAAAAACCCACACCAGCACCCCACCAACCCGCACCACAAAACAAAACAGCGACCUAAAACCCCUCCGGAAAAAAAAGAAACAAUCCACAAAAAAAAAGCACCACCAAAAACACGAAACACAACGGACAAAUAAACCAAAAAAAAGAAAAAAACGCACAAAACAAUGA
Pecten maximus is the source of this 6978-nucleotide messenger RNA. RefSeq names its product mucin-2-like. The record is from RefSeq and is a predicted model, not a curated record. NCBI's taxonomy places the organism in Eukaryota, Metazoa, Mollusca, Bivalvia, Pectinida, Pectinidae. The transcript has a single exon. The coding region runs from base 1 to 6978 and encodes 2325 amino acids.